AUGACCCGCCAUGCCCUCCGCAAACCACAGGCCAAACACACCAUCUCGCUCCCCCCAAACGGCAUCAUCACAUUAAAACCCGGAUCCCCAUCCCUGGUCCGUAGCAGGCCACUCGGGACGAGCGAUGUAGUUCUCACAUUCACGAUCCCACCACCCUCAUCGCAUACGACGUAUAUCAUGCAUAUCUCCGAGCUGCAGAACCUCGACUCUUGCUUCGUCCAUUUCACACUCUUGACUCAGCAGCAACUGCACUACAAUACAACGGCAAGAGACGAAUGCCAUGUCACGGUCUUCACGGCCCAUCGGCAAGACGUAAUCCGUGAGCGAGUCGCCGCUCAGAUCCGGAAACGGAUGAACACCCGGUCUCAUUCCCAAAUACAUAUAGUGUGGAGGGAGUUCGAUGCUGGAAACAAGACUACUACCAGGGAGGAUGGCUCUGAUUCGGAUGUAGAGGGAUUGGUGCAGGGGAGGGUGGAGGUGCAGUAUUGUGGCUAUGAUUACAGCCCCAAAACAAAUGUUGAUGCGAGGGUGGUUUAUGAUACGUGUUAUUAG
This is a messenger RNA of Talaromyces proteolyticus, 552 nucleotides long. RefSeq lists its product as uncharacterized. Lineage: Eukaryota; Fungi; Ascomycota; Eurotiomycetes; Eurotiales; Trichocomaceae. The record is from RefSeq and is a predicted model, not a curated record. Bases 1 to 552 code for a protein of 183 amino acids. The transcript has a single exon.